GUCAGUUUGUUAAAAUGGUUGAGAGAUUUGUCUUCAACUUUCUUUGUAAAUAAUAAUUAAUUGGAUGAUGUUGUAAACAUACAGUAUACAAUAUAAGAUCUAUUGUUUGUUACUUAUUGUAUAAGUAAUAUAAUGGGCGACAGCAGUGAUUCAGAAGAGUUCUACGACGCCGAGGAAUUCACACCCAUCAAGGGUUCAAAGAGGUCAUCAUUAUGUAAGAACAUAAAUGUGACUGAUGGUGGAUCUCCACUACUGAAGGAAAAGAUUCCCGCGAAAGCUGAGGAGUUGCCUGCACCCACAACACAUAGUACACCUGCUGACACUAAUGUUGAAGAUGACAGGACUAGCGUUAAAAACGUGGUGCAGGGCCGCAAGAGGUUCCAGGAGUUGCGGCGCUGCAUGCAGACGGAAGAGGAGGACGACGGAGUGCCUGACACGGCUCUGCCCUCCGACCACACUUAUGCAUUAGAACAUCCCUUCAAAAUAAUAUCUCACGACACAAUGAGCCUGCAGAGUAUGACGUCACUGGGCCGCAUCGGCAGGAUACUGAGCGGCGCCGCCGAAACCCACUCGAACUUCCGCGACCUUGCGCCACCUUCUGCGUCUUCGAGGGAACCAUCUACGAUAUCCGAUGACCCUUUAGCGUCGGACAAUAGAAGUCAGAAUGACAAGCACGGCGGGCAGUCCGUGUGCGGGGAGGGCGAGGGCGAGGACACGCGCAGCGUCAGCACGGCCGGAGAUGACCCCAUCUACCCCCCGCGCCGCCCCGACAAGCCGCAGCUCGACGACCUGCUGCCUUCUCUGUCGCACACGUUGAGCCAGACGAUGGCGCUGCCGAGCCCCGCCAGCACGAUCGAUCCACAGACCAAGCAAAAGGGUCUGUGGCGCAAAGGGUUGCGCCGCUCCCCCUCCGCCCCCCUGCACCCCCUGCACCCACAACUCACAAUUGACAAUAGGUUUAUAAACUACCCUCACUUUUGUUAUCAUCGAUGUCUGUAA
This is a messenger RNA of Papilio polytes (common Mormon), 999 nucleotides long. RefSeq lists its product as uncharacterized. The record is from RefSeq and is a predicted model, not a curated record. The transcript has 8 exons. Bases 133 to 999 code for a protein of 288 amino acids. NCBI's taxonomy places the organism in Eukaryota, Metazoa, Arthropoda, Insecta, Lepidoptera, Papilionidae.